This is a messenger RNA of Solanum tuberosum (potato), 2342 nucleotides long. RefSeq names its product asparagine synthetase [glutamine-hydrolyzing]. The record is from RefSeq and is a predicted model, not a curated record. The transcript is spliced from 13 exons. The coding region runs from base 207 to 1979 and encodes 590 amino acids. NCBI's taxonomy places the organism in Eukaryota, Viridiplantae, Streptophyta, Magnoliopsida, Solanales, Solanaceae. Gene Ontology annotation, molecular function: asparagine synthase (glutamine-hydrolyzing) activity. Gene Ontology annotation, cellular component: cytosol.
AUUCCAUUUGUAUGCAAAUUCACUAACUACGUGUACUCUUCUCCCAAAAUCUUGCAAUUUUUUCUCCAUUUCCAUUUUCUCUCUGUUCUGUUUAUUAUCAUCUACUUUCAGUUUGAAAAAUCUUUAUUUACAAAAAAAAAAAAAAAAAAAAAAAAAAACUUAUCAAUUUUACAUUUUUACUAAACCUUAGUAUUUGAUCAAUCAUCAUGUGUGGAAUUUUGGCUUUGUUGGGUUGUUCGGAUGAUUCUCAGGCUAAAAGGGUUCGAGUUCUUGAGCUUUCUCGCAGGUUGAAGCAUCGUGGACCGGAUUGGAGUGGAAUAUUUCAAUAUGGUGAUUUUUACUUGGCACAUCAACGUCUAGCAAUUAUCGACCCUGCUUCUGGUGAUCAACCUCUGUUUAAUGAAGACAAAAAGAUUGUUGUUACUGUUAAUGGAGAGAUCUACAAUCAUGAAAAACUUCGAAAACUUAUGCCUAAUCACAAGUUUAGGACUGGAAGUGAUUGUGAUGUUAUUGCUCAUCUUUAUGAAGAAUAUGGAGAAAAUUUUGUUGACAUGCUGGAUGGAGUGUUCUCUUUUGUAUUAUUGGAUACUCGCGAUAAUAGCUUUCUUGCUGCUCGUGAUGCCAUCGGAAUUACACCCCUCUAUAUUGGUUGGGGACUUGAUGGCUCUGUGUGGAUAUCAUCUGAGCUGAAGGGCUUGAAUGAUGAUUGUGAACAUUUUGAAGUUUUCCCUCCGGGGCACUUGUACUCUAGCAAGAACGGAGGGCUUAGGAGAUGGUACAAUCCCGCUUGGUUCUCUGAAGCAAUUCCUUCCACUCCUUAUGACACUUUGGUUCUGAGGCGUGCCUUCGAAAAUGCUGUUAUCAAACGGUUGAUGACUGAUGUCCCCUUUGGCGUUCUGCUCUCGGGGGGACUUGAUUCGUCUUUGGUUGCUUCUGUCACUACUCGAUACUUGGCUGGAACAAAAGCUGCUAAGCAAUGGGGAGCACAACUUCAUUCCUUCUGUGUUGGUCUCGAGGGCUCACCAGAUCUCAAGGCUGCAAAAGAAGUUGCUGACUUUUUAGGAACCGUUCACCAUGAGUUUCACUUUACUGUUCAGGACGGUAUUGAUGCUAUUGAAGAUGUUAUAUAUCAUAUCGAGACGUAUGAUGUAACAACAAUAAGAGCCAGCACUCCUAUGUUCCUUAUGUCGCGUAAGAUUAAAUCACUAGGAGUGAAGAUGGUCAUAUCAGGGGAAGGCGCUGACGAAAUUUUUGGUGGUUACUUGUACUUCCACAAGGCUCCCAACAAGGAAGAGUUCCACACGGAAACAUGUCGCAAGAUAAAAGCGCUUCACCAGUAUGACUGUUUAAGAGCAAACAAGGCUACAUCCGCGUGGGGCUUAGAAGCUAGAGUACCAUUUCUGGAUAAAGAGUUCAUCGAUGUUGCCAUGAGUAUCGAUCCCGAAUGGAAGAUGAUUAAGCAUGAUCAAGGAAGGAUUGAGAAGUGGGUUCUUAGGAAGGCGUUUGAUGAUGAGGAGCAACCGUACCUUCCAAAGCAUAUUCUGUACAGACAGAAAGAACAAUUCAGCGAUGGCGUAGGCUAUAGUUGGAUCGAUGGCCUCAAAGCACAUGCUGAACAACAUGUGACUGAUAGGAUGAUGCUUAAUGCUGCUCAUAUCUUCCCACAUAACACUCCGACUACAAAGGAAGGAUACUAUUACAGAAUGAUUUUCGAGAGGUUCUUCCCACAGAACUCAGCAAGCCUGACCGUUCCUGGAGGACCGAGUAUAGCUUGCAGCACGGCAAAAGCAAUUGAGUGGGAUGCUUCUUGGUCGAACAACCUUGAUCCUUCCGGUAGGGCUGCUAUCGGUGUACAUAACUCUGCUUAUGACAAUCAUCUAUCUAGUGUUGCUAAUGGGAAUUUGGACACCCCGAUCAUCAAUAAUGUGCCAAAGAUGGUAGGCGUGGGCGUGGCUGCAGAGCUCACAAUAAGGAGCUAACUAGCACUACUCUUGCUGUCCAUACUUGAUGUUUGAAACAUUAGCAGUAUUAUUGUUGUUGUUGUUAUUAUAGGAAGGAUCAGCACGUCUUUUAGAUAUCCUGCUGCAUAAAAGAGCAUUGGGUCAAUGUUUUAACUAGAAUAAAAGAUCAAAACCAUAUAGAGGUUUUGAAGUUCUUGAGCACCACUAAUGUUCCAAGUUGUGGGGGCUCUAAGUUGAUAUCUAGUUGCUGUUUGUGGAUAAUUGUACUGUUUUUCCUUUUACCCUCAACUCUAUUGACACUAUAUAGAGUGUCCUUCUGGACUUUGGAAUGUUGGGAUAUGUAAAAUAUUGGUUAUAGUUAUCCUUCUUGUUUCAACUUUC